AUGACUCAGCCAAACAUUACCCUCUACACAGCCCAGACCCCCAAUGGGAUCAAGAUCUCCAUCGCGCUGGAGGAGCUUGGUCUGCCAUAUAAGGUUGAAAAGAUCGACAUCUCGAAGAACACUCAAAAGGAAGACUGGUUCCUAAAGAUCAACCCCAAUGGUCGCAUUCCUGCUUUGACAGAUACCUUCAGCGAUGGCCAGGAGAUCCGACUAUUUGAGUCUGGUAGCAUCCUGGAGUACCUGGCAGAACGGUACGAUACAGACUACAAGAUCUCAUUCCCCAAGGGCACACGGGAGUACUACGAGAUGAAAAACUGGCUAUUCUUCCAGAAUGCAGGUCUCGGCCCCAUGCAGGGUCAAGCCAACCACUUCUCGCGGUAUGCGCCCGAGCGCAUCGAGUACGGCGUGAACCGAUAUGUCAACGAGUCGCGUCGAUUGUAUGGCGUUUUAGAUAAGCACCUUGCUGAGUCCAAGUCUGGAUACAUUGUCGGGGACCACGUCUCCAUCGCCGAUAUCUCACACUGGGGCUGGGUGGCUGCUGCAGGAUGGGCCGGUGUCGAUAUUGAGGAGUUCCCAAAUGUCAAAGCGUGGGAAGAACUCAUGGCACAGAGACCGGGCACUGAGAAGGGUCGACAUGUUCCUUCCACCCAUACCAUCAAAGAUCUGAUCAAGGAUAAAGAGGCCAUGGAGAAAGAGGCUGCUCAAACUAGGUCUUGGGUCCAGCAGGGGAUGCGCACCGAUGCCAAAAGCAAAGCUUGA
Penicillium paradoxum is the source of this 759-nucleotide messenger RNA. RefSeq names its product glutathione S-transferase family protein. The record is from RefSeq and is a predicted model, not a curated record. Lineage: Eukaryota; Fungi; Ascomycota; Eurotiomycetes; Eurotiales; Aspergillaceae. The transcript has 3 exons. Bases 1 to 759 code for a protein of 252 amino acids.